This is a messenger RNA of Nerophis ophidion (straightnose pipefish), 4276 nucleotides long. It is a transcript of the gene lrig1, whose product is annotated as leucine-rich repeats and immunoglobulin-like domains 1. Gene Ontology annotation, molecular function: protein binding. The record is from RefSeq and is a predicted model, not a curated record. The transcript has 17 exons. Bases 574 to 3732 code for a protein of 1052 amino acids. NCBI's taxonomy places the organism in Eukaryota, Metazoa, Chordata, Actinopteri, Syngnathiformes, Syngnathidae.
ACCUGGGAUCACUGUUGUGCUUCCAACGUGGGACUCCGCGGCCGGAGCAGAGUGGGGGGAAAGAAGGAAAAGUAACUCAAGAGGACAAAACUCAUGGUGGCGGUGCACGGUCUUUUUUUACUAGGAAUGGGAAUGUUUUACUUUUGGGACUACAGUCUGCAAGUGAACUGCUGGACCUGCUGCAAGGAUUAUCCAUCGGCGCCUGGGUGCACUUUAAAGUUGGAUUUGGAUAACCGUGCUCUUUAAAGUCUUUUUUGUGUGUGUGUGCAAACACAAAUUGGCGGCCACGCAAAUAAUGUAGCGUUAUAAUAACUUGUUUUUCUUCCUGGCCAGACUGGGAAUCAUAUUUUUAUUUUAUUUAAUUUUUUUUUAAUUUAUCAGCGCGCGUCGGACACCCGGGAGGAGAAAGUUAGAAGCGUGUUCUAAAUGACUCAACUUGUGGUUUCGUUAACGAAUAGACUUCCGAGGAGCAAGACGUUGGACAUGUUUUAAAUAAAGGUGUCGUUUUUAAAACUAAUACUAAUAUUCCAAUUCCGAGGGUGAGAACUCGGCACCAUUGAAACUGGAUACAAAAUGGCGGCGUCUCCGGGACGAUUUGGAUAUACUUCUCCUUGUGUUUUUUACUUAUUUUUUUCACUCCAAAUUUUAACUAAUUUCGGAUUGAGUUCCGAGUUACAGUGUGUCCAAAACUGUACCUGCAACGGAGAUUCAGUGGACUGCAGCAAUUUACAGCUGACAGCUGCGCCUGUGGACCUGCCCGUCCGAACAGUUUCCCUAAAUCUUGGCCACAACAAGCUUACUGCCAUCGAUGUGAAAGUGUUUGCCGACCUGCCCAAUUUACGAGAGCUGCGGCUGGACCACAAUGAACUGACCUCCAUACCAGAUUUAGGACAAGCAGCCUCUAAGAUUGUAUCACUCUACCUACAUCAUAACAAAAUCAAUAGUUUUGAGGGUUUACGGACUGGAGACCUAGUUUCUUUGGAGACCUUGGACCUGAGCAAUAAUGAAAUCACUGAACUACGAGGACCCUCCUUUCCUGCAGGCCUCCAGAUUAGAGAUUUGUACCUAAGCAACAACAAGAUCAGUGCAUUAGAGCUAGGAGCACUAGACCAUCUAGGCUCUACUCUCCAAGUCCUGAGAUUGAGCCGAAACCGCAUCAGUCAAAUCCCCGUGAGGGCAUUCCAGCUCCCGAGGCUCACCCAGCUAGAGCUGAACCGGAAUCGUAUUCGUCAAGUCGAGGGUUUGACCUUUCAGGGCCUUUCGAGCUUGGAGGUGUUGAAGCUGCAAAGGAAUGGUAUCGGCAAACUGACUGAUGGUGCUUUUUGGGAUCUUGCCAAGAUGAAAGUCCUCCACCUGGACUACAACAGCCUGACAGAGGUGAACAGUGGAUCGCUGUACGGCCUGACUUCUCUUCAGCAGCUUUUUCUCAGCAACAACUUCAUAACCCGCAUCAAUCCUGAUGGCUGGAAGUUCUGCCAGAAGCUGAGGGAACUGAAUCUGUCACACAACAACCUGACUCGUCUGGAUGAAGGCAGUCUGGCUGUGCUGGGGGAUCUCCACACCCUCCGUCUGGGGCACAACUCAAUAAGCCACAUUGCCGAACGAGCUUUCAAAGGCCUCAGGGCUGUGCGCAACCUGGAGCUGGACCAUAACGACAUCUCCGGCACAAUAGAGGAUACCAACGGGGCCUUCUCUGGAUUGGAUAGCCUGAGCAAGCUAACUCUGUUUGGAAACAAGAUCAAGUCGGUGGCAGAGAAGGCCUUUGCUGGCCUAGAGACCCUGGAACACAUGAACUUGGGAGAAAAUGCCAUUCGCUCAAUUCAGCCUGAUGCUUUUAGCAAGAUGAAGAACCUCAAAACUCUUCUCAUCCAGAGCGACAGCUUCCUGUGCGACUGCCAGCUCCACUGGCUGCCUGAGUGGGUGGUGACUCGUGGUUUACAGGCUGGUGUCAAUGCCACAUGUGCCCACCCUCAAAGCCUGAAGGGUACCAGCGUUUUUCAGGCUCCAGCAAGCAGUUUUGUGUGUGAUGAUCUUCCCAAGCCUCAGAUCACAGUUCAGCCAGAAACCACCAUCACAGUUCUGGGCAGCAACGUGCGUCUUACCUGUACGGCUGCGAGCAGCAGCUCCUCGCCUAUGACCUUCGCCUGGCGCAAGGACCAGGAGCUGCUUCGCCAGGCCGAGACGGAAAACUAUGCCCACAUCCGCGCCCACCACCACGAUACGGCAUCUGAUGGGACCGGCGGAGGCGCUGGAAGCGUGAUGGAGUACACCACCAUUCUGCACCUGCGGCAUGUCACUUUCGCACACGAGGGACGUUACCAGUGCAUCAUCACCAACCACUUUGGGUCUACCUACUCCAGCAAGGCCGGCCUCAUCGUAAACGUGCUGCCAUCUUUCGUAAAGACUCCCAGGGACAGCACCAUCAGGAUGGGCCAAACCGCCAGGCUGGAGUGCGCCGCCGAGGGCCACCCGGCGCCGCAGAUUGCCUGGCAGAAAGAUGGGGGCACCGAUUUCCCCGCCGCCCGCGAGCGCCGAAUGCACGUCAUGCCGGAUGACGACGUGUUCUUCAUCACGGAAGUCAAGCCGGAAGACACGGGCGUGUACUGCUGCACUGCCAAAAACACGGCGGGAACCGUGUCCGCUAACGCCACACUCACCGUACUAGAAACCCCACACCUGGUCCAGGACUUGGAGAAUCGCAGCGUGGCCGUAGGUGACACGGUGGCUCUGCAGUGCAAAGCGCUAGGCAGCCCGCCGCCCCGCAUCACCUGGCAGCACAACGACCAGCCCCUGCGCCCCUCCGACAGACACCACUUCACCCCAGGCAACCAACUGCUGGUCAUCGACGCCGCGUCGCUGGAAGACGCUGGCCGCUACACCUGCCUCAUGUCCAACAUGCUGGGCACGGAGCGAGCUCACAGCCACCUGGUGGUGACUCUGCGCCGCAGCCCCUGUGCGCCGCCGGCCGGGCUGAGUACGGUCACGAUAGGCAUCAUUGUCAUCGCCGUAGUGACCAGUAUCGUGGUGACUUCCCUGGUGUGGGUGUGCAUCAUCUACCAGACCAGGAAAAAGAGUGAGGAUUGCAGCGUCACCAACACAGAUGAGACAAUUGUUCCCCCCGACGUGCCGAGCUACCUCUCCUCUCAGGGAACUCUGUCCGAGCGUCAGGACGUUUGUAUCCGAGUGGAGCCCGCAAGCGGACCUCAGCCCAACGGACACGUUGUAGAAUCUUCAGGUUUCGACGCUCCGGCGCUGUGCUCGGACUGCAUGGAGACCAGCGACCGCUACUCCAAAGACCUGGACUACCAGACGCACGACUUCGCCCCGGCAAAGAUCACAGAGUACCACCAGCAGGCCGCCCCCCCGCCUUACUCCCACUGCUACCCGGAAGAACACCCGCCCCCGCCGCCGCUCUGUAACGGCGUGCGAAAGGACUCUCAAGGAUUUUCCGACCACCCGGGUGGUAGAAAAGGUAAAGACGGCGGACACUUUGAGUGUGGAGACGAACGUCGUGUUGCCGACACUUUCUUCUUCACGUCCGCAGCGAGCGGUGCGGGAGGAACGUCGUCAGCGUACUCGUCAAAGGAGGAUUCUUAUCACCCGCCGGUGAAGCUGACGAGCCGCGGACACGUCGACGGCGACCCCGAACUCAGACUGACUCUUUUGUCUAACGGACACGCCCUCGGAGCGUCGCCCGGCGAGAGCGCCCCCCUGAGGAGAGCCAGUGACUAGCAGCCGGACUUUUCUUCCUUUGCACUGGGACAUAAACUGCUACCUCAAAUACGAGGCGAAACGGUACCUCCGAGAUCUUUCGGGGGGGAGGGGGCGGGGCAUCCGGAGUUUUGAAGGCGGAGCUUGUGUGGGUGGCGUCCCAUCUGAGCGUUACGUGCUGUACAUAUUUAAGCAACCUUCUGUUGGGAGGUGACCAGUAAAAAUACAAAAAAUGUGACUUGCAUUGGGAGCGUGUGAAUGUACAGUAUGUGAACGUGCAGGGACAGACUGUACAUAAGAGUAUUCUUAUAUUAUAUAUUAUAUCACUUUUACAAAACAAACAAAAAACAACAACAACAACAAAAAAAAAAGAUUAUUUGGAUUUAUGUGCAUGACAAAGAAAGGAGUGUUUAUUUUUCUUCCAAAAAACAAAAAAACUGCCCUUUUCAGCUUUUUACCAACAAUCAGCUGCAGUGCUUUUGUUGCAUGUCAAAAGAAAACAACUUUGUUGAGAGUGCAAAUAAACGUUGAAGUCAUCCAGUCGGUCACUUCUGUGCACACAUGA